AUGUGCAACUGUUCCAUGACUUCUAUCUUUCCUGCGACCAUCGUGAGCAUGGUGCUCGGGUUCGCCUUGUUCAUUGCUGGAGUGGUCCCAGCCGCCUACACGCCCCCAACCUGCCCGUCUUCGUCUUCAUCCUCGAGCAGCAGCAGCUCUUCCUCCUCCAACUCCGGAUACAACUCUGGAUACAACACCGGAUACAACUACGGAUACAACAAGGGCUUCAACAAAGGAUACGACACGACGUUCAGGUCAAGCUACAAUGACGGAUACAACUACGGAUACAAUAGGGGAUACAACAAGGGAUACUACAAUUACGGAUACAACUCCGCUUACUCCAGCGUCAACAACGGAUACUCCUCCUAUGACUACACCAGCACCCUGUACUCCACCGCCUACUACACCGGGAAAAGCGGAGCAUACAGCUCGAGCGCCUUGUCGGGGCAUAGCUAUGACUACAACUCUGGAUACAACUCCGGAUACAACUCCGGAUACUGCAACGGAUACGACCAGGGAGACGCGUUGACCACCUACAGGCUAGCGUACAACUCGGGCUUCAACGCGGGCUUCAACUCGGGGUACAACACCGGUCAUAGCAUUUAUGACACCUACGGCUAUUCAGGCUACUACAACACAGGCUAUUACUCGGGCUACUACAACAGCGACAGAGCAGACCAAUCCUCAACCUCGGACUACAAUCAAGAUAUGCCCUCGGCGUACAACUCGGGCUACAACGCGGGGUACAGCAAUCGCCGUGCUCUCACAAACCUUCUUGGAAGUUUGAGAUGGAUUCAAAAAAGCACCAAAAACAAGAUCAACAACAGCAACAUUUCUACUUCAACCAUUCGGUCUUCGGACUAUUACUACUAUAGCUUUUCGACUUGUGAACAAGACAGAAGGGACGCAAAGGCUGGGCUCUUGCUUAUAGGAAUAUGGGGACUCGUUCCUGGUAUCUUCACUCUCGUCUUCGGAGGUCUUGGGAUUGCGACCAGUAAGUUUCGAAACAAGAUAUGGGGAGGUUUCCACCUGGCAUUCCUAAUCUGCGAUAUCUUCUUGUUGUUAAAUGCCAUGUCUUUUGCUAUCAUAUACGCGCUUUUCGCCACUACUUUUUGCGGUGACUACGAGAUAUACGGCGGGAGCAAGUUCUGCUCGACAUUCACUGGCAGUGCAUGGGCGAUCUUUGUAUUCAACUUCAUGCUCUUCGUUGUACAGCUCACGUCUUCAAUCAUCAUGUGCUCGCUAUGCUGUCAUCCCGACGAAUGGACAACAGGCAGCUCGACUCCAGCUCCAGCUCAUGAUAUGGAAUCUGUGAUGCCAGUUGCAAAGCCUGUGGAGGCUGACCUGGAGCAGGGAGGAGUCCCUUCGAGCUCCUUGUCUGAGAGAGGAGUGGCACUACACGCAAAGUCUGUCGGAGCUGCGCAUUUAGAUCAAGUCGCGUACUUACAAGUAGGGGCAAGCGCUAAGAAAGUAGGAGAAGCAGAGCGGAGGGCGAGCAGUGGGAGCGACUCAAGCGACUCAACCUGA
Messenger RNA from Guillardia theta CCMP2712, 1518 nucleotides. RefSeq lists its product as hypothetical. The coding region runs from base 1 to 1518 and encodes 505 amino acids. The transcript is spliced from 2 exons. The record is from RefSeq and is a predicted model, not a curated record. NCBI's taxonomy places the organism in Eukaryota, Cryptophyceae, Pyrenomonadales, Geminigeraceae.